This is a messenger RNA of Juglans regia (Persian walnut), 2088 nucleotides long. RefSeq names its product transcription factor E2FC-like. Gene Ontology annotation, molecular function: DNA-binding transcription factor activity, RNA polymerase II-specific; protein dimerization activity; RNA polymerase II cis-regulatory region sequence-specific DNA binding. The record is from RefSeq and is a predicted model, not a curated record. The transcript has 14 exons. Lineage: Eukaryota; Viridiplantae; Streptophyta; Magnoliopsida; Fagales; Juglandaceae. Gene Ontology annotation, cellular component: RNA polymerase II transcription regulator complex. Gene Ontology annotation, biological process: regulation of transcription by RNA polymerase II. The coding region runs from base 19 to 1353 and encodes 444 amino acids.
AAUCUCUCCCUCUCCGCCAUGUCGAACUCCGGCGCCGAUCCUAGCCGUCCUAUUCAACCGUCUGAGUUUCAACUCCGGCUGCUCCAUUCUCACUCCCUAACUCAGAACCACUACCCUUUUCAGAGACCUCAACGUUUUGACUCCGCUACUCCUCCCAACGGUUCCAACUACCGCUUCUCCGAUCUUCCCUGCGACUCUCACGCACACGCGCACUCCGUUGCAUUUCCUAAACUCCCGGCAUAUCUACAAUUAUGUCCAGUGGAAGCAAUAUUUCUGUUAAAAGUUGAGGCAGCAAAUAAAUCAAAUAACUGUGAGGCCCAGGCAAGUGGACAGGCAGCUAUUCAUGGACAGAGCAAAGUAGCUAAUGACCUUUCACUUAGACCGGAGUCUUGCACUGCCAUAAAGCAUCAUAUUAACUCGAAGGUUCCAAAACAUGUCAAAACUCAAAAAACUGAAACUGAGUCUUCUAAUGGUCUGAAUGCAGCUACGAGCUGUCGUUAUGACAAUUCUUUAGGAUGUGGCAACCGAGGCUAUAGUACGGUUACCAUGUUUUUUGCAGGCUUAUUGACCAAGAAAUUUGUCAAUUUGAUCCAGGAGGCAAAGGAUGGCACACUUGAUCUGAAACAUACUGCAGAAAUAUUGCAGGUUCAAAAGCGGAGGAUAUAUGACAUUACAAAUGUUCUUGAAGGAAUGGGAUUGAUAGAGAAAACCUCAAAGAACCAUAUACGUUGGAGGGGAUAUAAUGAGAUUGGCCCACGGGAGCCGGAUGAUCAAGUCGCUGCACUAAAGGCUGAAAAUAAAAGCUUACAUGUUAAAGAACGCAGUCUUGAUAAAUCUGUAAGGCAAAAGCAAGAGCAUUUGAGGGGCUUGGAGGAAGAUGAAAAUUAUCAAAAGUACCUCUUUUUGGCAGAGGAAGAUAUUGUAUCUCUUCAUUUGUUGCUAUCAUCGUCUCAGAAUCGAACACUUGUUACAAUAAAAGCUCCACAAGCUAGUUAUAUUGAAGUUCCAGAUCCCGACGAGGAUUUCGGUUUUCCCCAAAGGCAGUAUAAAAUGAUUAUUAGAAGCACCACUGGACCGAUUGAUUUGUACCUCUUGAGUAAAUACAACCGCCAAAAUGAGGAUAUGAAUGUCAGGUACGCUAAAUCAAUGGAUUUAUCAGCUAGGAAUAUUGGCCAUUGCAGAAUAGAAGAUGCAAGGCAGUCUUUCAAACACCAGGGUGAUUAUAUGAAUUCUCCUGAAACUUUCAGCUUACUGGAUUCAGAUGUGUGUGGGAUUCAGAAGAUUACUACUUCAGAGUGUGAUGCACGUAUGUUUGGAGGCAUUUGGUUUUUAUUAGCCACAUAUAAAUCUUAAAAGUGAAUGUUUACGGAUGUCUAUUCUUCCUCUCUUGGAUCGUACCGAAGGAAAACGAACCAACUCGUUUGCAGAUUGACCAUGAUUACUGGUUCCAAUCGGAUCCUGAAGUCAGCAUGACCGACUUAUGAGCAAAUGACUGGUCCCAAAUAGGCGACUUUCUUGAAGAUGGUUCUCCUAAGAGUAAUGCAGCAUUUGCUCAGCCACCAGCAUGACAUGCGGACGUUGUCAUAAUGCAUAUGGGAAGCAGAUAGUUGGACGUUGUUCCGUAUGGCAUGAAGGAUGUCAUUUAUACCUUUUCACGCAUAGAUUUUGUAGCUAGUUUUUCUUUUUUGUUCUGUUCUUUUUCCCUCCCAAAUUAAAUUGGUUAUAGCUAAUCACAAGAUUUAGAAAAUGUCUGGAAAAGAUGCCGGUUAUCUGCCAAACUACCGAUGUAUGUAGGGUCAUUAGUGUAGGUUGAUAUAGGGUCCUGAUCAAGUAGGAUGAUGGCAUGCCACUGUUUAUUUUAAUUUUUAGGGCAUGUUAUGCAGUAAAGGUGCAAAAGAGCGUGGGAUAAUAUGCAGAUACAGAUCCUGAAUUCUUCGUAAAUGUUGAAGAUGGUCCAAGUAACUUUAUACCAAGGCACCAUUUGUAAAGUUUGGGCGAGCUAUAAAGAUGUCACUCUUGAUUGAGGUUGAUAGACUUUUUUUUGUUGAUCAAUAUUAUCGACGAGUUCAUCCCCACUGUAAAAAGUUA